AGGAGGUAGUGGGUUGAAGAAAGAUUGUUACUAGGCAUACCUAGUAUGGUAAGGUUGCUGCAUGUGAGGUUGAGUGACAGACUGAUUUCCUCUUCUGCGUAAGAAGAGUCGAUUCUUCAGGCUGGUGGUUCCCUCUUUGCGUUGUGUCAUCAGUUCUUAGUCAGUAUCACCUUUCUAGAAGGUAUUUUAUUUAUGAUUACAGGAUUUCUUCGUAAGAAGUGUCAUUUUGGCGUACGCCACCAGUUGAUCAUAUAGAAAAAAUUCAAAGUGAGGAUCAACAAACCUAUGGCCGCGAUGGUGUCCUCGGCUGCGGUUCCUCUAGACUCUUCUGACGGUGGAAGCGUCGGCCCUGGUGUGCAGAAAGGAGCUUCUGUAACUUCUGGUCAAAGUCGAGCAUGUGAGAUUUUAGAUUCCUACUUUCCUUCUGGGUCACGAGCUCGAGGAGACGCAGGAAAUGGCGCCAAAAAGAUGCUUGUGGAACAGGACGAUGAGUCUCCCAUCACGCAAGCUCCAACGACAGGAGCUGGAGCAGGAGAAAAGGGAGUUAUGGGAUUACCACAGAAGAAAGCUGCAGACGAUGCGCUUGAUGCGUCUAGAGCAGACACGCCACGUGGAACGCGCAGUGCUGCGACAGGACCCUUUCUGCAGCAACUAGGAGCGACAAGUAGCGGGGCCAAAGUUAUGAAGCAGAUGAUUGAAACAUCCAGAGCCAGAUUAUAUAUUUCCAUCAUGUAUUCGUAGUUUUCUAUGUGCCACAACUCUGGUUCUUUUUCAUGUGGUAUUACUACACAGGUAAGAGUUACUACCCAUCUUCAAUAUCAUAGACACCUCAUUUUCGACUAAUAAAGAGUGCUUGAUGUUCCUCCACCCAUCCCCCGCGCCUCUCUUUCUCUUCAUUUGUUGGGCUGGUCGUAGCUACUCUGCAGCGAUUCAAGGCGUUUACACGUUUCCGGUUGCGAAGUUUGAUGAUGCACGUGGUAACUACGUAAACCUGUCUACGGAAAUGGCCGUUCUAGAAUCAGGCACCGCAUUGUCGCACAAGAACGUACUUCGCGGUUUCCAUUGCUCCCCGUUUCCGAAGGUUGUUACGUGUCUAGCUGGCGAAAUGUUCGACGCUCUACUGGAUUUAAGACCGGAGAGUCCGACUUUUGGCGCGUGGCAAGCGACGAAACUGUCACCAGAAUUGGGUUGCAGUCUGUUUCUCCCAUCCGGCGUAGCACAUGCCUAUCUGGCUACGCAAGAUAACACGCUGACGCUCUACUUCAAGGUAUUAUAGCUAUAACUACUUCGUUAUUUUCAAGAUGUCAAGAGAGGAUCUGAGCAGUCUGACUUGCUCAAUUCAGAAACUCAUCUUAAUCACAAAGUAGAAAUCUUACCAGUCAUGCGUAUUUGUUUCACCAAACUUUCAGGGUGACAAGUACGAUUCCGCCACAGAAAUCAAUGUGAACGCUCUUGAUCCCGAGAUUGGGGUGUCUUGGCCAAUCGAAACUAGUGAAAUGCAGAUAUCCGCUAAGGAUGCUCAGCUUCCAGGGUUGCGCGAAGCGAUUGCCGCUCAUCCGUCUCUACAGAGUCGCAAGAAGUGCUGGUAUGCGCCGUUCAAAUUUCAGGCUUAUGGGGAGGAAGAGAUCGCCGCGGUCACUAAAUGUCUUCGAGAUGGAUGGCUCGCGCCUGGUCCUCGGACCGAAGAGUUUGAGCGCCGGGUGACAGCGUACUUCGGUAAACGGUAUGGAAUUAUGGUAAACAGCGGCAGCAGCGCGAAUUUGAUCGGAAUUGCAAUGUGCGAGCUGCCGAAGGGCAGCGAAAUAAUCACGCCUGCGUGUACCUUCUCGACAGUGCUGGCGCCACUAGAGCAACUUUCCCUCGUUCCUGUUUUCGUCGACGUCGAGCUCACAAGCUACGUGCCGACGCUAGAAGACAUUGUGGCUGCGGUAUAUUUCUUUGAUCAAUGCACCCAAUCUCAAAUGAUUUUGAAUAUCUAUGUUACCAAGGAACAAGCUCCUUACCUUUGCUGAUGUGGCGCCCCGCAAAGUGAUGCGAAUGGCACCGCGUUCGCGCACUUGAACCAUGCCCCUGCCGAGGCUACUAGCCACGCGCGACGCUGCGCCCGGCCAAAAUUUAGAACGCAGCGAGACAAGCGCAAGCAGAUACGAACCAGGGGCCAGGGCGCAGCUUGUGGCGUACACUUCCACCGUCCCCGGCUCUUCGUGUGCCUGAUACAGAGUGAGCCGAGAUGGGGUCGCUUUUGGAUGGCUGCUAGUGUUUGGCGCCCGUUUCAGGAUCGACCGACCCAACUGGCGGGGGCCCCAAGCUCUGGGAAGCAGCCGACGCUGGUGACGGCAGGGACCAUAGUGCCGCGGCGGGGCGGCAUAGCUGCAAGCCAUCUGCAUAGGCUGGGGAAGAGUAAAACGGGCGCGCUUGCCUCCGUUGUUUCUUCUGUUUGAGUGUGUUCAAAGCUAAAGCCUUGGAGGGCCAGCCAAGUAAUGGGGUGUGCAAUCGCUCACGAAGGACCGGCCCGCGCUCUCUAUUGGAAGAGGAGGGACGCGGCCGCGCUGUGGAUGGGGCGGAGGGCUCACUGAGACAAGUGCAGGCGCCUCACUGAAAACAUCGACAGGGCUUGGCUGGAGCUUUUGGAGCAACUCGCAAAGGCAGGCGCCCGCCGUCUAUAUCUGGGGCAACGGCUUGCGCACUGCGCGCGCGCCCACCGUUGGCCCGGGUUGUCUGGAGGGUGCAGAGACGUGGCCUCCGCGGCCGCCAUGAGGGACAGGGGACGCGGGUGCGUGGGCUCGUGUCGGAUCUAUGGCUUCGACGCUCUCGCGUCAGUGCAGCCAUAGGAUAGACGCAGCAGCGACCCACAGGGAGACUGAACCGGGCAAGACUGCGCUGAGCCAGUGCCUUGGCAGGUCGGUCAGGAAGCGCCUCGGCAGCCUACGCCGCCGCCUCGGGUGUUUACUUGCAAAGCGACGCAGUGUCACAGACAUGAUACUCGCUCAGCCAUCGCGCCCAAUUCCUGAAACUGCGCCCAAAGCGUUUGCGCAGCCAUCGCGCCCAGAAUGGAAGCGGGAAGGAAGCAGGACCUUGGAGAGGGAAAGCGCCGCAAACUUUGCGGGAAGCUGGUGGCUUUGAGGUGGGCAGAGUGGGGCCUUGUCAUUCGUGUGGACCUGUGUCAGGUCGUGCGCCUGAUCUGAACGGCGUCGGUGCUUCUGCUGCUUUGGUGGUGGUCGGAGCGAGUGUCGUCGUCGUGUGUAUUCUUCUUCUUGCAGGGUUGGCACCUGUACCCGAGCCGAGAAGUGCCAGGCUUGGAGGGUGGGACAGUAGUACGCGCGUGGUUUAUGUUCUGGCGCUGAUUCGCCAAGUAGCGCGACGCAAAGACCCCGCUGGCGAGUACCCGCGUGAGGAGAUCGGACGCCUCGCGUAUAAUGUCAUCACUCACAUGCGCGAAAACUUCUGGGUGCGAGUAUCGUGUGACGUGGUGAAUGGUAUGGAUGGUAGGGCUGAGCAUGUCGCUACUCACAAGCCGCGCGCGACCUCAGCGCGGGCGGGGAGCACCGGAAACUCGUGGCCGACUACAUGCGAAGACUUUCAAUUCCCGAAAACCAAGUGCCGACUCUGGUGGCGGCGUGCUCUGGUGGCGCAUGAACGGCAGCAACAAGCGCGGGACUCCUUCGAUGAAUGUGUUGAAGGAAGCCUCGCCUCUCGCUUUACCAUGCGCGGCGCUUGCGUGGGGCUGUUGCUUCAGCGCUCGGCGUAUUACCUAGCGCGAGCUACGGCAUGGCGGGCGGCUUGCUUGAAAGGUUGUUAUCAAAGCAGCUGAGAAGAAGGGAGAACCCGCAGCAGCAAAGAAAGCAGACGCACGGGCACACUUCGCGCUCUCGCGUGGCAGCGCAGUGCUUGACGCUCUCGACUUUGUUGAAGAGAGAAGAGGAAGAGGAAGAGGACGAUGCGCCGCCGGCUCUGAGUCCGCAUAUGCCACUUCGGCAGCUGAAUUCACCAGCACCGACAGGCGGUUGCUUUUGUUCUCCCUUUUUGUUGUGGCUCUCUUCUUUGGGGUCUGAUUGCGCACUAGAGCACGAACGAGAACGCGACCGGGAAACUGAUCGCGGGCCCUUGGUGAGCCGUCUGGUAAUUAUAUGCAUCUACUCCCUCUCUCCGAUGCUGCGCCGACUCACGCCAGCAACAAUAUGGGGCGCGGCAAGAGGAAGGCGUCGCGGGGUGCUGUGCAUUAUUAUAAGCGACGCAGCUCCUCCUCAUCUUGCUGCAGUCGCUGAAGUGGUAGUUAGCAAAGUUCUCCAAUGCAUGCGCAGGCUGUUGCUUUUUUUGGUUUAUGCCAUGUUUGUCGAGCUCAUUACUUUUCGACAACUUUCUUCAUCUUUCUCCCCCCGCCCUCGGUGGAAGUUUGGCCGUACUCGAGCAGCCUGCUGGCUGUGAUACAGUUGAAGAAGUAGAAGGUGUGGCGGGCGCAGUACUAACUAACGAGAGGGACGGACGACGCCGGGUGCCGUAGGUGAAGAUCAAAAGAGAAGGAGCGCAAAGGACGAGCCAGCGCGCGGGGGCGCUUAGGGUUGCGCAGGUGUGUAUCGCGGUCAGACAAAUGAAUAUAAACGCGCUGCGCAUGGGGUUCGGGUGGCGGGUUGGCCUUGGAUUUAGCACAUUUUUUUAGGGCAUGGCGAAGUAGUAGGUAAGGCCCUAGCGUCACAGAUACUGUAGGUCGACGGAAGACAUGGGGUCGCCAGUAUUAACGCGAACGGACUAGAGCUAUACAUCAAGAAUGUUUGGGCUGUCAUCUUCCUCACAUCGUCAGGUGACUCCGAAGACGAAAAUGAUAAUGGUGCCAAAUUUGAUCGGAUCCAAGAUCGAUUGGGAGGAGCUUCGAAGACGCUUGGCCGACUUGGGAAGGUCGGAUAUCAUACUUUUCGAGGAUAGUUGUGACACGAUGACCCACACCCCGGCUAGUGACAUCAGCGCAAUUUCGUUCUACGCGAGUCACAUAAUAACUGCUGGUGGCUUGGGAGGUACGACUAAUUUUUCUUGCUUUCUACCUACUACGUUGUAGUUCAUCUAUUUGCAUUUUCCUCAUGAUAAGCAAGAACGAUAGUGAUUUACAAGAUAUCACUCGAUAACGCUAACGAACAUUUUCGUUCUUAUUUUACUUAUAAAUAACAACACAUAUAAUAAAUAUUACUAACAGGUACAUUCCUUUUUCUUCUCGUACUCACCGACAGGUAUUCUUAUGAUGAACAGCGAGAGUCUUUUAAAGAAGGCCUUUCAGUACCGUGACUGGGGUCGCGUGGGCAACAAUUCUGAGGAUAUGGAUGAACGGUUCAAGGACAACGUGGAUGGCAUCGAGUAUGACGGAAAGUUCUUGUAUUCCGUACAAGGCUACAAUAUGAAAGCGUGUGAAAUGAAUGCAGCGUUUGGUCUAUCGCAAUUCCGGAAGCUACCACGCUUCACAAAAAUACGACGCGAAAAUAUUGCCAGAUUUUGUCAAAACUUGAGGGCGGUGAAGGGAAUGAGGUACUAUUCCAAACUGCAAAGAUAUCAUACUAAUCAAUAAAUGUGCAAGAAAUAGUCUAUGCAGGUGGUCGAACGAGCAAGAUUGUAUUCCGAGUCCGACGAGGUAUCAACGUCGACAUUGUUCUUUGUUCAGGUACGUCUUACCGCGUGACGAUUAUGAAACGCAGGACUGGUUAGCUCUGCCACUGCAACAUCCGAACCGGAGUGGCGUUAUUCGAUAUCUGGAAAAACGACAAGUGCAGAUCCGCGUCACUUUUGUUACGAUUUGAUUUGCAUGAAGAACAUGAUAAUGUUCUUGAUAGAUAAGAUUGAAGAACAUGAUAAUGUUCUUGAUAGAUAGCAAUAGCAUGCUUUGCUUCUGGCCCUGUGGGUCUUUGGACUUCUGCUUUUGUCACGGGCAACCGGUAACAAACUCAGAAAUCGUUUCUACGGUCAUUCUGAACAAUGACAUCAGGAACGUACACAUGACACACAUUUGCUCUUGAUUUUAGAAUAUCGUAUUCUCCUUUCCUCAGCCUCGCCUCCCGGACCUAUCUUUGUCCCAAAAGGACUAACACCCCUUCGUGUUCUAAUAUCUCCGGUAAUGUGACACGGCAUCCGGCGUACCGACAUCAUUUCCGUGUUUUCGAGAACGCAGAUCGCAUCAUGAAAGAUGGUUUUUUGAUCGGCGCACACCAUGGCCUAACCCUAGAGGACGUGGACUACGUUAGCAGCGUAUUGCUGGAAUUCGACCUGCAGGAUAGACAAAAACAAGGGUCCUGAACGGAUCAAUGUAGUGAUGCCGUGGACAAGAGAGCACUAUAAGAUAGUCUCCGAUGCUGCAGAUAAACCCACUUGUUUCUAAGCAAGUCCUCAUUUUCGCGUUCAACAUAUUCUGAGAUCAUGUUCAUAACUAGAUCUAAUGAGUACUUCUAUAUUUAAUUAGUUCUUGUACGCCCACAAACCAUUAGAACAAAAGCAUGUAUCUAUGUGUACCAUGCAGUUUUUACUACAGCUUGCCUCAUAUAUCUGGGUGAAUGAACCCACUGGUCCGGAGAUCAAAAGUUGUCAAUAUAUCCUAUGAAUCAAGAUGAAGAUACUAGAUAGUCAAUUUUCAAAACAUGUCUGUCAUACAUAGUCGCGCGCUUCAUGAUCGUCGUUGAUGAUCUGUGAUGCUCGCGAUUGCAUGCCUCGCGGAAACAAGUAGAAAUCGAUUUCAACGUAGCAACUUUAUUAAGUCGGCUAACACGUCGUCAAGUGGAGCCAGCAUAGCAUAUUUCAG
This is a messenger RNA of Amoebophrya sp. A25, 6772 nucleotides long. The record is from the annotation of a GenBank genome assembly. NCBI's taxonomy places the organism in Eukaryota, Dinophyceae, Syndiniales, Amoebophryaceae.